GAAUGCAACAAACGAUUAAACCAACCCAUGUACUAACUAAUAAAAGCCAUAAAAGAUAGAGAGCUCAAGAACACCCUCUCUCCUUCCUCUCAUUUCAAACUGUAAAUAAAUAGUUUUAUCAAUUUAGAAAAAGAAGCUGCAAAAGAGAAGCUUCGGAAUUGCAUUCGGAUCCGACACCCCCUCCACUUUGUCUUUGUCUUUGUCUUUGUCUUUGUGUGUGUUGUUGCUGCCUCUCUCUCUCUCUCUCUCUGGUUCAAUCGUUGGUGUGGUUCAGAGAGAGGGAGACGAUCAUAUAAUAGCACCACGGCUCUUUAUCUUCUUCAAUCCUUCAGUACAAAAUUGAGGUUGGCAUCUUGAAUGAGGACAGUAUUUUUUUCCUGUUGAGAUUUGUAAAAACUAAGGAAACAUAAUGGGUGCCUGUGUAUCAACGCCAUCUAAGACAAUUACGUCAAGGAGGAAGUAUCGUCACCGGUUAAGAAAAUACCGAGGAAAGCUUCCCCAUUCUUUCCCUGAUGGACCCAUGAAAAGGAUUAGUGAUGCAGGUGCUCGUGUGACAGAUUUUGCUGUUAGUGAGUUUGUUCAUACAACUACCACCUGCAGAAGAUCUGAGGUUUCAAAUUCAACAUUUCACCUCACUGAGUUGCAAUGGCACCAUAGUCAAAUUGAUGCUAAUGUAAUUUCCCAAGAGGAAGCAUGGUUUGACACACUCAGUAUAUUGGAUUCUGACUCAGAUGAUGAGUUCAGCAGUGUGCAUGGAGACUGUUUUCCUAACAUUUCAAGUGGACAAGUGCUUCAGUACGAAACUUCAUCAUGCUUUGUGGAUAGCAAAUGUAAGUAUAAAGAGUAUCACGAAAGAUAUUUGAAAAUAGAUAGCAGUAAAACAGAGUUCUUAAACAAAGAUGGAUUCAACGAUCCAAAUGGAUUUGCACUUAUGAGUACCCAGGGCUAUGGGCUUUCUUUGGGAAAGGGAGAAGAGUAUUGCUCCAAGAGGAAGAAAAAAUUGGACCGUUCUUAUCUAAGCUUCAACGGUGUAAAAGAGGAUGAACAUGAUAACAUUCUGAAAUCUGGAUUACCUCGGUUGGUUCCUUCUGUAAGUUUCAAUGAUCAGAUUAUUAAUGCUUCAAGUUUAGGUCCCCAACCUCAAAGAAAGAAAUCAGCAGUUAUAAGGCUUUCUUUCAAGAGGAAAUCAGUAGAUGGAGAAGAAACCAAUGAAUUCUGUGCAUCAACAAAAUAUUUUUACCGUCCAAGAGCAGGACUCUUAAUUCCAUGUUGCACAGAAGAGAAGCCAAUCCCAAGUAGUUGGUCUGAUAUUGAACCCUCAAGAUUUAAACUCCGCGGUGAUAACUAUUUUAAAGAUAAGAAGAAAUUCCCUGCUCCAAAUUAUUGUCCUUAUACUGCAAUUGGUGUUGAUUUAUUUGUUUGCCCGAGAAAGGUUAAUCACAUUGCUCAACACCUUGAGCUUCCUUCUGUAAAAGCAGAUGGGAAAGUGCCUCCACUCCUGAUUGUCAAUAUUCAGUUGCCUACUUAUCCUACUCCGAUGUUCCUUGGUGAUAGUGAUGGGGAGGGUUUGAGCCUCGUACUGUAUUUCAAACUUUCUGAGAAUUUUGAGAAAGACACCUCUCCCCAAUUUCAGGAUAGCAUUAAGAGAUUGAUUGAGGAUGAUACGGAGAAGGUUAAAGGAUUCACGAAAGACUCCACAGUUCCUUUCAGAGAAAGGCUAAAGAUAAUGGUUGGGGUAGUUAACCUAGAUGAUUUCGUCUCGAGUUCUACUGAAAAAAAGCUUUUGCAUGCUUAUAAUGAAAAGCCAGUCCUUUCACGCCCUCAACACAGUUUUUAUCAGGGUCCCAAUUACUUUGAGAUUGACCUUGACAUCCAUCGGUUCAGCUACAUAGCCAGGAAGGGAUUAGAAGCAUUCCGGGAUCGUCUGAAAACUGGAAUACUGGAUUUGGGUUUAACAAUUCAGGCACAGAAGCCAGAAGACCUGCCGGAGAAAGUUCUCUGCUGCGUGCGACUGAACAAGAUCGACUUUGUUAAUCAUGGCCAAAUCCCUACACUUGUGACUCUUCCUGAUGACUAAUUCCAAUGGUGGAAUGCAGGGUCUGACUUCUAUAGUUUCCGACAUCUACCUGAGGGUAGAAUCUAAAUAUCUACUGUGUAUAAAUGGGAAUUCCCUGCAAUUCCAGCAUUAUACAAACACAAUGAAGAAAACAUAUUUUUUUUCUAAAACAGCAUAAGUAUAUAUGCUCUUUGAUGUUGACUCAACAAUGUUAUCAAUAAAAUGUUGUAUUAUUAUAUGUUGUUAGUAUAACGUCUAGCCUUUUGACAGAUUGG
Messenger RNA from Ilex paraguariensis (yerba mate), 2331 nucleotides. The record is from the annotation of a GenBank genome assembly. NCBI's taxonomy places the organism in Eukaryota, Viridiplantae, Streptophyta, Magnoliopsida, Aquifoliales, Aquifoliaceae.